This is a messenger RNA of Cydia strobilella, 2164 nucleotides long. It is a transcript of the gene NPF2, whose product is annotated as pro-neuropeptide Y-like. The transcript is spliced from 2 exons. The coding region runs from base 20 to 310 and encodes 96 amino acids. The record is from RefSeq and is a predicted model, not a curated record. Gene Ontology annotation, cellular component: extracellular region. Gene Ontology annotation, molecular function: hormone activity. Lineage: Eukaryota; Metazoa; Arthropoda; Insecta; Lepidoptera; Tortricidae.
CCUUUCACAUUCCAGCAUCAUGCGACUGCUAGUGGCGGCCAUUUUGUUCGUGUCGGCCAUCUUGUGGAGCGACGGCCUCGAGCUAAGCCCGCGCCCGCGGCGCCCGGAGCGCUUCGACACGGCUGAACAGAUCUCCAACUAUCUGAAGGAGCUGCAGGAAUACUACUCUGUGCACGGCCGGGGCCGUUACGGCAAAAGACAGAUGCACAUAUCGGACGCGUCGGUAAUAUUCAAGGAGUUCCCUUUUUUCGACCACAGCCUCCAGAAUCUGAACGAAGAUACAGUAUUUAAGGCCCUCGCGUACCAGUAAAAUGAUGACUGCAUUAGAACUUGGCAAUAUUGCCGGAAAUAUUGCCGAAACGUUAGCAAUAUAUAUUGCUUGUAUAUGUUUUUCAUGGACUUAAACAAGUGAGCAUAUAGCAUAGAUUCUUGCGAAACAUUAAUAUGAUGACUUUAAUUUCUGUUGGUAGUAUUCCCGAUGAGCUUUUUUGGAAAGGAAAAUAUAGUUUGUAUAAUACUCCUUUAAAAAAAUUCAGUGUUUAAGCUAACUAUAGCGAGUGUCUUUUAAACGCCAUAAAAAAUACAUUAAUGACGACAAUGUCAAACUUUGUCAUUGCAAAUGCCAUGUAAAGUUAGCUUGGUCCGGGUCUAUAUAAACCAAAGAGAAUUGAUUGUAUUGUAUCUAUAUAUAUUAAAUUAAUUUUCAAACAAAAAUAUAAAAAUAGAAAUAAUACUAAAUUUAAUUAACUAAAAAUAUCUACCUAUGUACACAUAUUUACAGGUAAAAAUGGGAGCUAGCUCGGCGCCGUAUGGUAUCUUGUAUUGUAUCUCAAUCAAUGUAUCUUUGAUAUCAACGAAGAUAUUACGAAUACCCGCAAAUGUUUAACUGCUGGAGAUAAUAUGUAGCAUAUAUUAGUAAUGUGAUCUGUUUUUUUAAACCUUUGAAUGAGAUUUUAGUUUAGUAUAAUUUUCUUUACACUAACAAGAUUUUUGGUAUAUAUGUCAAAUGAUUAGUAUAUAAAUUUCUAGAAUGAUCUCCCCGGGAAUAUUGCUAGCAAUAUUAAAUACCUACCUUAAAUAUUGCAGAGGCUUUAAAAUUAUACAUGGUAAAUACAAUUUAUUUUAUUUGUUUGUUAUAUGACUGAUUAAAAAAAUAAAUAAAAUAAACAUUUAAAACGACGAGCUCUUACUGCUGCAAUAAUUAAAGGCAUAAAAGAGCAAUAUGUAUUUGUUAAUUACCUACCUUUAAACUUCCUUUUUGGGAAAUCUAAUGAUGUACCUAUAAUAAAAUUAAUUUAUUUUAGCAUUUGACUAAAACGCCGUGUAUUGUGCACCAUAACCAACCAAAAAGACAAUGAGGGCUACCGUGUUUAAUUUCGCUAGCGGCUAGUGUAGAUGGUCUUUCAAAAUGUCAAAUGCAUAGAAGUUUUGGGGGUUUCAAACUUUUUAUCGAGGAAUUUCACUCCUCAUUCAUAAUUGUGGUAAAUAUUUGUCCAUCUCUGAUUAAUCAUGGUAAACAAUAGACAUAGCUCAAUUAAAGUGGUUUAAAAAAAGCGCCAACUAAAAUAUAUGCAAAAUUAAACAGGUUGAAAAAAUGGCACGUUUAGACGUUAAAAUACCUUUGUGUAUAUUAGAACGUAUUGAUUUUAUAAAGAUAAGCAUAGAAUAAUUUUUAGAUCUGUUUUUCUGGACCUACAUCUACAGUGGCGCCAACUGGUGAGCACAAAAACGGUAGCCCUCAUUAGGUCAACUUUGCUCCGGGUUGGAUGGAUAAUUCUUACGCUCCACAAAAGAUACAUUUGUUAUUGCAAUUAUCAUAAAAUGUUUGUUGAUUUUUAUAAUCAUUUUAAAACAAAAACGUAAAAAGCAAAGUGAUUUUGGCGUUUUAAAGAAAAUUAACACUUGUAAUAUUUACUUUAUUUUAAUAAUUUUCUGUAACUAUACAUAUAUAUCGAUUAUUUAUUUAUUAUAGUCAAUUAUUGCUACCUGUCUAGUCAAUUAUUAUUUUAAUAAUUCUGAUAAUUAAUCCCUAAACAUAAUUUACAGGCUGGGUGAUAAAUUAUUUUCAGGGAUUCAAUAAUUCUAAUAAAAAGUAGUGUAAAAUAUGAACAGUUAUGGGUAAUUAGCUGUAAUUGUAUUCCAAAAUGCAAAAGUUUCAAAGUUA